UUGGUGCUGCUGCCGGUCGCACACCCUGCCUGGGGUCGUCCGCACGUUCUCUCACUCGAGAUCGCACCAGUCGCUCUCCUCCUCGCUUGUUUGUGUUCGCUCGCUCGCCCACGUUGGACACUUUUUCGUGUGACACCUGCGCCCAGCUUCCGCUCUCGACUCUGGACCGUCUUCUUCACAGCAAACUAAGGUACGUGUGUCUUGGACGGGCCUGUUUUCCCCGCCGACCGACUGCAGAGCAGCGAGAAGAGACACGCACAUUACGCCCUGAUGCCUGUGGUGCCUGAUGCGGUGGAAAUUCUCUUAGCAUCAGCAAUAAUGUUCUUUGGUGUGUGUGCCUUGAUUAAAUUAAGGCGCGUCUCGCGAGUGUAAGCGGCUUUGCGGGCUGCUGCCGAGGCGGAGAACUCUCCGACUGGAUGACUCUUUGGGCUCAUCCCUCUUAAGAAUUGAGGCUGCGCUGCAAAACGGCCGGGCUCUCUGGAAUUCCGAGCAUCUCGCGUCGCUCUUCCCCGUGGCAAGGUUCUGUGAAGGAUAAAUCAUCUUCCUCCUCAGAUAUUUGAUUGAGAUUCUGAUCACGCCAGCAGCAGGUACCGAGCGAGGAGACACAUCAGCGGCCAUAUUGAGGCGGCAUCUGCAGCCCGGCCGGCUUCCGUCGCGUCCCUAUGACUGACUCCCUCAUUUGCCAGAAAUGUGAAGAGUGAGCUGCUGCAGCGAUGAUGUGGUGGGUUUGGCUGCUCCUGUUGGCCUCCUCGGAAGGCAGCCUGAUCAACCCCAGCAGCGGAUCGCGUCCAGGCGGAGCUUUUGGCCGCGGCAACUCUUUCGAGGCAGACCUGGCCGCCGUGUUCAACCGCGUGGCCCACGGCAGCACGACCGCCCCCGCAAACUCAACAGCCGCCCCCGCAACCACCACGCUGGCCCCGCCGGCGGCCGCAGCUAGUGCGGACGCCGCGGCGGCGGCCGCCAGCACCAUCACCCCUCCAUCCCUAUUGGUGCCCGACCCGCCCGACUUCCUCAACAAUAGACCCCGGUUCAAACCCCCUCUGCCCCCCGAGUACAACAACCCCUUCGCGGACAAAGGCAUCCUGAGGGGCAGCCAGUCCGAAGGGCCGGCCACCGGCACCGGCCGGCGCCAAAAUCCACCCCCUAAACCACCCAUCAGGCCGCUGCCGGACAUCCAGCAGCGCAUCCCCUACCGUCCGCCUGACCUGCCAGCCCAGGUCGACCGCAAGAAGCCCCUCAACACCCCCUCCAACCCUGAACCGACGGCCAAUGAGGUGCACAGUAAUGACACAGACCCUUCCGAGUCACCAUCCCUCCCGGCCCUCCAUGUCCCUGUUAUCACGCGGAUCAUGUCCGAGCACCAUGACACAGACCGUCCGGCCGAAAAGAAGCCGCAGACCAACUCCAGUUCGUCCAGGGUGUUGCUUGACCUGGUCAAUAAGGACUCGAUGAUUGACAUCCAAGCGCCGCCGCCGACCUCGGAACCGUCCGAGUCGCCUGCCGUGGCCACUGAAAAGCCCGAGGCCACCGAGCACUGGCCGAAAGAGAUUGGUCUGCUGGCCUGGGACAUCAUGGUGUACACUUUGGCCAGCCUGUUCGCCCUGCUGGCCGUGUACGCCUUCGCGGUCAGUCCGUUCAGGGCCGCGGACAGUUUGGUCAGCCACGGCUCCUAUUGCUUCCUGCACCUUUUCCUCUUUGUCCUGGGAGUGUCCCGCAGCGCCUUCCUCUUCUAUGACGCGUACAACCUGCGGGGGACGUUCAUCCCCAUCCUUGAGUCAAUCGCCCUGGACAUGGCGUUCCCGUGUCUGUUCGCCGCCUUCACCAUCCUCUUCUUCAGCCUGGCCCGCAUGACCAAGGUCCAGUUGUGCCACUCGGCCUUCCAGACACCCGCCUUUCUCUCCCUCCUGGUCGCCCUUGACGUUCUCCUCUUCGGCCUGCUCGAGUGGGUGGCCCAGGUGCUGGACCUGAUUGAUUUCCUGGUCAGCGCCCUGCGCGCCCUGCCCCUGCUGGGCCUGCUGGUGGCCGCCCUGAGCUUCGUCAUCGCCUUCCGCUGCGUCUACCGCGCCGCCCGCCGUCUGCAGGGCGAUGUUCUCAGGGCCAACUUUGCCAAGAUGGGCGCCUUGCCCCGGCGGCCGCAGCUCAAACUGGCCGCCCGACUGAUCCUGGCCGCCGCCGUGCUGAUCCUCGUCCUCUGUCCGGUGCACGUCUUCGUCCUCUUCACCGGCCAGCGGGGGCAGCAAGACCUGGUUUUCUGGUCAUGCCAGUUGGCCGCCAGAGUCCUCGAGCUCACCGUGGCCUGUUUGCUGGCCACCGUGGCCUGGCUGCGUCGCUCCGAGGUGCCCAACAACCGCGGCCACGGCGCCUGUUGUUGCUGUUUCCGAUCUCAGGAGAGCAAAUCGGUUGACGACCUGUUCCCGGCCAUCUGCAGCAAGAACAACGCCAUCCACAACUACAGUCUGCACACCGGCAAGGCCGUCUACGAGCACGCCAAUACGUUGAAGCCCAUUUACCCGCGGCCGGCGGCCACCACAAGUCUGAAGCGGCCACCAAAAAGCGGCACCAUGCCCAGUCAGCGGCACCAACAGCACCGACUCUCCGGCAAAUCCGCUGAACUGUACCCUGAGGAGGCGCUGCACUUCCGGCCAACAACUGAUCAGGCACGACACGAGGCCCUGACGGCCUUCAACCUGUCCGACGACUGCUACCAGCAGGUUAACAACCGACGUUCGGACAGUCUGGGCGACGUACGCGAAAAACAGGUGCGGCACCACCGGCGCGGACACCACCACCACCACCAGACCAGGCACUGCUACCAGCAACAAAAGAGUCUUCUGGAGCCGCCCGAUUCGCCGUCGAACCUCAGCUCGUACUCAGGCGGCGGCAGCAGCAGCGACCUGUCCGAGUCCGACCUGACCUCUGGAGGGUACGAAAGGGUCAGGGUGGCCAACCACAAUAAGAAAAACGGCCGCGCCGCGCGCUACCAGACGGCGAGUUGAAAGCGAGCGGCCGACGCCGAGCUGCUCCAGGAAUGGAAGAGGAAAUAAAAUGUGACUGUUUAACACGUGGCUGGCCAAUUUAUAAGAAUUAAUAAUUUAUAUAAAAAUCGACGUUCCCCCGACCGGAAGUAGAAAAGGAAUUUCCGAACAGAGAUGAACCAUGGUCCAAGAGACAUUUUAAUUGAAGACAUACGACUGAUGCAAAAAAUAAUGUGCUUGAUAAAUGCAAUUACGGGACGAUUAUGAAAAUAAUUGCUAUAAUGGUUUAGAGAGAAGCAGUGGAUAUAAAAUAAAACAAUCAGUGCAGUGAGUUGAAGGUUUUAAUAUCUCUUUUGUAUAUCAUAAAAUACGAUGAUUCAGGAGUGAUUGCGAGAGGAUUUAUUAAUUAUUAAGUAAGAUAAACCGUUUGAACCGAGAUAUUCGCUCAGAAGGGAAAAAAAUUUAAAUAUAUUGUUGGAAUGAAGUGAUGAAAAAGCAAAAACCAAGAGAGUGCGUGAUUUGACUUAUUAUGCAAUUAAAAACAGGUCCCUUUUAGAAGGCAGUUUGGAUGAGUUGUGGUAAAUAAUUAAAUAUAAAUUAUAAAAUAAAAAAACGGCAUCUUUUGAGGUAUAGGGAGUAUCAUUGUAUAAUUGCAGUCAUUUCUCGCUGUUCCUUACCAACACGCUCGAUUACUUAAUAUAACUUAAAGAAAAUACGCUGUAUUCAAAAAUAAUACGUACAACAAAUGUUGUCCACUUUGUGAAAAAAAUGUCAUCACCGCAAGAUUUAUGUGAACAAUUAUCACCUGCAGAGAUAAAUAAUAUAUAUAGUGAAAUUUGUCGUUAAUUUGAUGAGAAAGGAAAAUGUGUUUUGUGCGUUGAAACAAAGUCUGCACGUAGAAGUCAUUUUUUGGAAAGAAUCAAUCAGGAGGAUGAUACCUUUGUUUUCGCGGGUGAUGUUGAUUUGAAAGAGGGAGGAUAUAAUUACGGAUGGAUAAGAUAUCAAUGAUACCUUUUGUGAUACUUGAUUUCGCAGUCUUUAGAAAAUAAAAGAAUAAAACAACACCGUUCAUGUGACCAUUAACUUAUGCGUUUAUUGUAUAAUAUAAUUGUACAUCAUUAUCAAUGUCAAAAAUGAUUGAAGUUGUAAAAAAAAAUGCAUUUCGAAAAACAGUUCGAACAAAUGUAUAUCACUGAAGGAAAUAAAUUAAUUAAUCCUAUGUAAUUUGUGGUUUAAAAAACUUGUUUCAUUAAA
This is a messenger RNA of Neocloeon triangulifer, 4229 nucleotides long. RefSeq lists its product as uncharacterized. The coding region runs from base 714 to 2996 and encodes 760 amino acids. The transcript is spliced from 8 exons. Lineage: Eukaryota; Metazoa; Arthropoda; Insecta; Ephemeroptera; Baetidae. The record is from RefSeq and is a predicted model, not a curated record.